Molecule: messenger RNA, 1795 nt
Organism: Lates calcarifer (barramundi perch)
Lineage: Eukaryota; Metazoa; Chordata; Actinopteri; Centropomidae
Product: hydroxyacylglutathione hydrolase-like protein
Exons: 9
Coding region: 161-1012 (283 amino acids)
Molecular function (GO): hydroxyacylglutathione hydrolase activity
Source: RefSeq, a predicted model, not a curated record
GCUCGAUUAAAAUGUCUUGGUUUUGACAUGUUGGCUCGACGAUGUCGCGAUAACUUCCUACUCUGAAUACAGAAAUGUAGGAUAAUAAUUUUGAGAGCACCACCAGAGCGAACAGAAUAAUCGGAAUCUGUCAGGCGGAGUGUUGCGCACUGUGGUGCGCAUGCGUACGCGGGGUGCCAUGAAGGUAAAGGUGAUCUCCAUCCUGGAGGACAACUACAUGUACCUGGUGAUAGAGGAGCAGAGUAAACAGGCCAUAGCAGUGGACCCUGCUGUACCUCACCGGCUGCUAGAAAUAGUGAAGAGAGAGGGCUUGUCUCUGACGGCUAUUCUCACCACACACCAUCAUUGGGACCAUGCUCGGGGCAAUGAGGCUCUGCUGAAGGAGAUUCCUGGGUUGAGGGUGUACGGGGGAGACGAUCGGAUCGGGGGUCUGACGGAUAAAGUCACCAACGCUCAGGAACUCAAGUUUAACUCCAUCAAUGUGAGGUGCCUGUUUACUCCCUGCCAUACCUCUGGUCACAUGUGCUACUUUGUUUGGGAGGAUGAGUGCACUGACGCCCCUGCUGUGUUCACAGGGGAUACGCUUUUUAUCGGUGGAUGCGGGCGGUUUCUUGAGGGUACAGCCGAACAGAUGUACCACAAUCUCACCCAGGUGCUGGGAUCCCUACCUCAAGACACGAAGGUGUUCUGUGGACAUGAGUACACCAUCAAGAACCUGAAGUUUGCCAUGCUGGUGGAGCCGGAGAAUGAGAAGGUUAAAGAGAUGCUGAGCUGGGCCAGGGCGAGAGAUGAUGAUGACAAACCCACAGUGCCAUCUACCCUAAUGGAGGAGUUUGAAUACAACCCUUUUCUUCGCCUCUCGGAGGAAGGAGUGCAGAAAUUCACUGGGAAGACCGACCCCAUUGAGGUGCUGAGGGUCCUGCGGAAGGAGAAGGACAAAUUUAAGAAGCCCAAGGAGAGACUUCCUCCCCAUGCCAUGUUGGCUUUGGAGUGGGGGCUUCUCAGACCAUGAGCUCGGAACACGAAACAUACUCAGCUGUCAAGGAGGUAUAGCUUGAAAACCUGAAUGCAGCCAGACACAAGACUGUAGAGUGUGGUGUUUGAUGCUUCUACCCCAGAUUUAACCAGUUUAUACUGCUGGGUGCCUGACUGACCCUCAAAGGGGGGUUGUGUGUUGUUUUAGCUACUAUAGAACAAUAUCUGCAUAAAAAGGCCAGUGUAAAGCUGCUUCCAUUAAAUAUUCCUACAAAUGAAAUUCAUUUGAAGGCUGUCUCCCAGUCUGUAACUAACUGUAUACUAACUGUAUUUGCUAAUACUAAUUUCCUUUAAAAACUGAUGAGAUUUAUCUGUGUUUUAUGUAUUUAUUGCUUUAAUUAACUGUUUUUUGGAGAAAAAUAAGCUUAACUUCUUAAUUACUUAUUUGUAUUAGAACGUUUGAUUUCCUUGAUAUGUUUAUUUCCUGUCGGGUAACCUUGCCACUGCUCUCUCAUUUAACAUUUUGACUUAUCUCAUUAAAGUUUUCCAGUUUCUCUUUUGCUUACUUUUGCAGUUGAAAGCUAGAGAAUUAAUUCACUAUCAAAAACAAAGUGAACUUGUCUGUCAUCUACACAGUGUUUAGGACAGGUUAUCUGGUCUGUUAUAAACUGCACCACAUGGGUAGAGAGAGAUGCAGUGUACAUCACUAUGAAUGUAAAUUGCUGCUUUUCAUCCCCAAGUUUACAUCCUCACUCUGCGAGAGCUCGUAACUGUACAUCAGAGUCAAGAUGAUUCAAUAAAACAUAUCAGUCUGAAUCUA